This is a messenger RNA of Scatophagus argus, 932 nucleotides long. RefSeq lists its product as uncharacterized. NCBI's taxonomy places the organism in Eukaryota, Metazoa, Chordata, Actinopteri, Scatophagidae. The record is from RefSeq and is a predicted model, not a curated record. Bases 15 to 932 code for a protein of 305 amino acids. The transcript has 7 exons.
GUGACUUAUCCAAAAUGGCAAAACACAACAUUAGCCUUAUGAUAGCCGUAGUGCUGGCAUUGCUUUUCUUCAUCGUCACAAUGGUGUUCUCCGCUCUUGCAGCACCGGGAAUAUAUCCAUUUUUGGAGUCCACCAGUAAUAUUUCAGAAGAGUUUGUAACCCAGAUCACACCCUCAGGAUGGACCUUUACCAUCUGGACGAUUAUUUACAUCUUUCUGGCCUCAGUGCUGGCAUUCGUAUUCACUGGCAUCUUUAGGAACCCUGCUAUUUUGCCACAUGGAUUUUUUGUGACUUUGUGCUUGAAUCUGAGCCUCAACACUGCAUGGCUGUUCUUGUGGGACAGAAGGUUGAUGCCAGCUGCUCUGGUUUUCCUCAUCCUAAUCGCCUUUACUAACUACAUCGUGAUAUUCUUCUCCUGCCACGGUCUCCACAUCUAUGGAGCCUGGCUCGACAAAUACCACAAAGUAGACCUGUGGCUCCAUCGCGUGUUGGUUCAGAACGGUGUUGCCAUAUAUGCAACAUGGACAACCAUUGCAUCUCUGGUUAAUCUGACCAUUGUGUUGAUCAGUAACGCAAACAUGUCCCAGACGGACGCUGCCACCCUCACACUCUCUAUUUUGACUGUAGUGUUGCUUGUGUGGUUUGUCCUGGAAAACUCUGUCCUCGACAAGCAUGUGAGGUACAUUCUCAUCAUUUACCCCGUUGUGAUCUGGACCCUGACGGGGAUAUUCACGAAGAACUAUGACACUGCAGCUCCUACUCGCAACAACAUCUUCACUGCUGCACUUUUGGCUGCAGCCUGUGCCUUGUUUGUUGCACGGGUGGUUUUGGUCAUCUGGAGGAACAUCAAAAACCCGCUUUACAAAGAUGUCAGCCCAGAGGUCAUGACUCCAAUGGAGAUUGCCAAAGAGCAGAAAAAGAUUUUUAAGUAA